GGACAGACGGGUGAGCAAGUAGCGCGAGCGACGCGCGCGCUCCAACAGCAGCACCACCCACACCUUUAACACUGCUGCUGAACAGAAGAGCAGGGCGCGAGCUCCGGACAAGCAGUUGUGGAGCGCGUGGGGGAUCUGAGAUCAAACAGAAAAAGAAAACGACGGUUAGUUUUAAAUGAUUUAAAACUGAAAUCUGUGGAAUUCUACUGCGACCGUUAAGCAACCGUCGUUUUUUUUUAAAAGGGCUCUUGCCCCACACUUACUGAGAGGAUGCAGACGAGGGGCAUCAGGGCACUAAGUCCAGUUCUUUUCCUGGCACUAACAUCACUGUUUACCAACCAGGCACAUGGACAAGUGCCUGCUCCUAGAAGAUUGCGUUUUAAGGAGCUAGGCCCAGGUAUGCUCAGUGUUUCCUGGAAGGAGCCGAAAGGAGAAUUUGACGGCUUCAGAGUCUUCUACAGCUCUGGCUCAGGAGAAAGAGAGAGAGAGGUGCAGGUGUCGAAGGAAAGCACCAAGGCUGUGAUAAACGAUUUUGAUAACAGUAAAGAGUACAGCUUUAAAGUCUUCACCAUCAGUGGCAGUCAGAAUAGUAAGCCACUCCUGGGAACAUAUAAAGCUUCAAGGUCAGAGGUGAGUGACAGCAGCCCAGUGACUCAAAGCGCAAAGCAGAACGGCGAGCCUGAGCACGGGAACGAGAUCGUAGAAGAGAUUUCAUUCACAUGUAAAACUCCAGCGAUAGCUGAUAUCGUGAUUCUGGUGGAUGGCUCUUGGAGUAUCGGCCGCUUUAAUUUCCGUCUGGUGCGUACGUUCCUCGAGAGUCUGGUGACAGCGUUCUCCGUCAGCUCAGACCAGACACGUAUCGGAUUGGCUCAGUACAGUGGAGAUCCAAGAAUUGAGUGGCAUCUCAAUGCACAUGCAACAAAAGACGAUGUCAUCAAUGCCGUGAAGAAUUUGCCAUAUAAGGGAGGAAACACGCUAACAGGUCUAGCUCUAAUGUACAUCCUCGAGAACAGCUUUAAGCCCGAGUCUGGCUCCAGGACAGACGUUCCGAAAAUCGGAAUCCUGAUCACGGAUGGAAAGUCUCAGGAUGAUGUCAUCGGCCCCGCCCAAAGUCUUAGAGAUGCAGGAAUAGAGCUGUUUGCCAUCGGUGUAAAGAACGCAGAUGAAAACGAGCUGAGGAUGAUCGCGUCUCCUCCAGAAGAUACCCACGUGUAUAAUGUGGCUGACUUUAACGUCAUGAGCUCGAUAGUUGAGGGUUUGACCAGGGUGGUGUGUCAGCGUGUGGAGUAUCUCAACAGGGAGAUCAAAGGUGACCCCGUCACCUAUUUAAUUCCCGACGCACCCAGUGAACUUGUAACCUCUGAGGUCACAGCCAGGAGUUUCCGUGUCUCCUGGACCCAUGCUCCUGGAACAGUGGAGAAAUAUAGAGUGGUGUACUACGCUUCCAGAGGAGGCAAGCCAGAGGAGGUAGUGGUAGACGGUGAUCAGACCUCCGUUGUCCUCCAACAUCUGAACUCUGUGACCGAGUACCAAGUGGCCGUGUUCGCUGUCUACAGUAACUCCGCCAGUGAAGGUCUGAGAGGCAGCGAAACCACAUUGGCCUUGCCCAUGGUGAAUAACCUGGACCUGUUUGACAUCACGCACAAUAGCAUGCGAGUGCAAUGGGUUCCUGCAGAAGGGGCUUCUGGAUACAUGAUCCUGUACGCCCCACUGAGUGACGAAGGCACGUCAGACGAAAGGGAGGUUAAAGUAGCAGAGAGUGUAAGCGAGAUCGAGCUGGAUGGUCUGACUCCCGCAACCGAGUACACAGUCACAGUUUACGCCAUGUACGGAGACGAAGCCAGUGACCCCCGGACGGGCCAGGAGACCACACUUCCUCUCAGUCCUGCACAAAAUCUCCACAUCACUGAUGUGACUCACAGUUCGGCCAAGCUCAGCUGGGAUGCCGCCUCUCGUAAAGUAAGGGGCUACCGCAUCAUGUACGUGAAGACGGACGGAGUUCAGACCAAUGAGGUUGAAGUGGGUCGAGUUACCACAAAGUUGCUAAGUAACCUUAACUCGUUGACCGAGUACACCGUGGGCAUCUCCGCCAUCUACGAUGAGGGCCAAGCCGAUCCCCUUACAGAUAGCUUCACAACUAAGCGGGCUCCGUCCCCGGUGAGCGUGAGGAGCAGCGAGGUGACCACAGACAGUUUCAAAGUGAGCUGGCAGCAUGCGGCAUCUGACAUUUCCCUCUACAAGCUCUCCUGGACACCAGCCAAUGGAGGAGAGACCAGAGAGAUGGUGAUCGAUGGUAAUCAUAACUCCUAUAUGAUUACGGGUCUGAAGCCUCUAACCGAGUAUGAGGUCACUCUCACGGCCACAUACAAAGACAAAGCCGAGAGCGAGAAAGUUGAAUUCAGUGAAACUACAGUUGCUAGAACAACAACAGUGGCAACUACAACUACCACCACCACUACUGCAGUUGUUAGAUUGGGUGUCCGAGGUAUGCAGCUAAGUGAUUCUACUACGUUCAGCUUGCUCACAUCAUGGGAAUCUCUGGGCCCAAACGUGCGCCAGUAUAGAGUGUCAUAUAUUUCAACACGCGGAGACAGAGCUGAACAAGUGAUGAUGAUCCCUGGCAAUCAGUACUCAGUGGUGCUGCAGCCGUUGCUGUCAGAUACAGAAUACAGAGUGAGCGUGACAGCCAUCUAUGCAGACGGAGAGGGACCUACCGUCACACGAUCUGCCCGCACAUUGCCUCUCAUUGCUCCUAAGAACCUGAAAGUGUCUGAAGAAUGGUACAAUCGCUUCCGCAUCACCUGGGACACCCCUCCGUCUCCCACAAUGGGAUACAGGGUCAUCUACCAGCCUGUCUCAGUACCAGGCCGUGCUCUGGAGACGUUUGUUGGUGACGACGUGAACACCAUGCUGAUCCUAAACCUGGUGAGUGGCACGGAGUACAGCGUAAAGGUCAUUGCGACGUACACCACGGGCUCCAGCGAAGCUCUUACUGGCAGAGCCAAAACGCUAUACCUGGGUGUUACUAAUCUGAACACCUAUCAGGUGCGAAUGAACAGUAUGUGUGCUCAGUGGCAGCCUCAUUCUCACGCCACCCAGUACCGCGUCACCAUCGACUCUCUGCUCAAUGACCAGAAGCAGGAAGUAAGGCUGGACGGAUCAGAAGCCAGACAUUGCUUUAACGACCUGAAUCCAAACACACAAUAUAAAAUCAGCAUUUACGCUCUGCUACAGGAGACAGAAGGUCCCGCUGUCACCGCCGUCCAGAGAACACUCCCGGUGCCGACCAGUCCUCCCACCAGGCCUCCCACCACCACGCCACUCCCCACCAUCCCUGUCGCUAAGGAGGUCUGCAAAGCUGCAAAAGCGGAUCUAGUGUUCUUAGUCGAUGGCUCAUGGAGCAUUGGCGAUGACAACUUUUUAAAGAUCAUCCGCUUUCUGUACAGCACAACUGGAGCUUUGGAUGAGAUCGGCCCUGGAGGCACGCAGGUGGCCAUAGCCCAGUUCAGCGAUGAUGCUCGCACUGAGUUUAAGCUCAAUGCAUAUGAUAACAAAGAGAGUCUUCUGGAGGCCAUUCAGAGAAUUUCAUAUAAAGGAGGCAACACUAAAACAGGAAGAGCAAUGCAGCAUGUGAAGGAUGCAGUCUUCACCAGGGCUGGAGGAACCAGGAGGGGUGUACCCAAAGUGCUAGUGGUGUUGACAGACGGCCGCUCCCAAGACGAUGUCAAUAAAAUCUCCAAGGAGAUACAAAUGGAGGGUUACAUCGUGUUUGCAAUCGGUUUUGCCGAUGCCGAUUAUGGAGAGCUAGUGAGCAUUGCCAGCAAACCCAGCGAGAGGCAUGUGUUUUUCGUGGAUGACCUUGAUGCUUUCAGAAAAAUCGAAGAGAAACUCAUCACAUUUGUGUGUGAGGCUGCAUCGGCGACUUGUCCUCCUGUAGCGAUGAGUGGCAGCACAUUACCAGGAUUUCGAAUGAUGGAAACCUUUGGACUAGUGGAGCAUCUGUACAGCAAUGUGGCCGGCGUUUCCAUGGAGCCAGGAACCUUUAACAGCUUUAGUAGUUACAGACUUGCGAGCGAUGCCCUACUGGCACAACCCACCAGGUUCAUCCACCCUGACGGCCUGCCAUCUGAUUACACAAUCACUAUGGUCUUCCGACUGCUGCCGCAAACCCCAGAGGAACCAUUUGCAUUAUGGGAAAUCCUCAACAGCGGAAAUGAACCAUUAGUGGGCGUGAUUCUAGACAAUGCAGGGAAGACCCUGACUUUCUUUAAUAACGACUAUAGGGGUGAUUUUCAGACUGUAACAUUUGAGGGUCCUGACAUCAAGAAACUCUUCUAUGGCAGUUUCCACAAGUUGCACAUAGCGGUGAGUAAGACCCUGGCGCAGGUGAUGGUGGACUGUAAACUGGCCGGAGAGAAGCCCAUUAAUGCAGCUGGCAACAUCACCACUGACGGCAUGGAGGUUCUGGGAAGAAUGGUCCGAUCCCGAAGAGACAGGGACAACUCUGCACCGUUUCAGCUCCAGUCAUUUGACAUCGUGUGUAGUACCUUGUGGGCUCAUCGAGACAAGUGCUGCGAGCUUCCAAGUCUGAGAAAGGAGGCGGAUUGUCCGUCACUGCCUCGAGCCUGUACGUGCACUCAGGACAGUAAAGGCCCUCCUGGUCCACCCGGACCCACGGGAGGUCCUGGUAUCAGAGGGUCACGAGGAGAUAGAGGGGAGCCCGGCCCUGUGGGUCCAGUAGGUGCAGUUGGGGAACCAGGAGUACCAGGACCACAGGGCCCGCCCGGCCCCCAGGGGCACAGCGGGAGGUCUAUUAGAGGCCCUCCGGGUGGUCCUGGUGAGAGAGGGGAAAAAGGUGAUGCAGGACCUCAAGGUGCUCAGGGCGUUCCAGGUACCCCAGGGACCCCGGGGAGGGAGGGACCUCCUGGACCCAGAGGUUUGCCGGGUAACGACGGACCACAGGGCAGAGCGGGGCCUCCGGGAAAUAUGGGAGGACCAGGAGCUCCUGGGGCACCGGGUGAGAAUGGCCCUCCAGGAACCACCGGGGAGCAGGGACCACCAGGCCUUCCAGGUACAAAAGGAGAGAGGGGAGAACGAGGGGAUACACAGUCCAGCUCAUCCGUGCAAGCUAUAGCCAGACAAGUGUGUGAGCAGCUCAUACAAACUCACAUGGCUCGUUAUAACUCCAUCCUGAAUCAUAUCCCGAGGCAGCAGCCCAUCGCAGUCCGUGCUGCUCCGGGGCCUCCGGGUGAACCUGGCCGUCCCGGUCCUCCUGGACAGCAAGGAGAGCAGGGUCCCCCUGGACGACCCGGAUUUCCAGGAACCAACGGAGAGAACGGAGAGCCUGGAGCAAGAGGUCUUCCAGGUGAGAAAGGAGAGAAGGGAAGCCAAGGUGUUGGUGUCCAAGGUCCCAGAGGGCCUUCAGGGCCUCCAGGACCACCUGGUGAGGGAAGAAGUGGCAGCCCUGGCCCAUCUGGUCGCCCUGGUAACCCUGGUAGUCCCGGCAGACCGGGCAUUCCGGGACCAGUGGGAUCAGCUGGACCCCCAGGAUACUGCGAUCCCAACUCCUGUGGAUACAACGUGGCAGGGAGGGUCUUUCAUCAUGAAGUGACUGACAGAGGUGUUCCCGUAGCCCCAAUGCAGCCCAACCCCUAUCAAACAUACGGCCCCGACGAGGGCGAGGGAACGGAGGAGGAUCCGUACGGCGGCUACGGCACGCAUCACUCCUACUACCAGCCCGGCUACCCCGAGCCACACCCCAUAGAGCACGAGGAAACCAUCAUGGUCGAGGAGGUGGAGGAAGAGCUGCGGUCACCAGGCAUGCAGCGUCUCACGCGCAGUACAGACGAGCAGGAGCGGAACGGAGAGACGAGGACGAAGUUCUGACGCUUCUCCGUCGACAAAAACAACAAUCGAGUCACAAACACAAAAUGACAUCACAUUUAACAGUUAUCGAAGCGAGGGCUGUUCAGAGAAGUUCUUUAUUUAGACACGAUUUUAAAACUUUUACAUUUUUCAGUCUUGGCUCACAUGAUGUCGAAAAUUUACUUCCCGUAUUAUGGUAUCCUUAAUUAAUCUUUUCUAAUCAUGAAUACAGCAGGUGUUAAACAGGAGACUGGACAGGAUGGUGAGAAGCCAAACUUCAGCCUUAUUCAAGAAAAAGACCUGAAAACUUAGUUAGAAAGAACAUUAAACAUCACACACUGUCUCUAUAAGUCAAUGGAAAUGACAAAUCCUGACACAUUAAUAUAAACAAGCCUUACUAGUUUAAGAAAUUAAACACAUUAACUCAUAAAUUAUGUUAAGCCGCAAAUAUGUCGAGUAUAAAUACAUUACACAGAUUUAUAUACUGUAAACCCACUUUUAUUUGAACCAGAAUUUAUUUGCUGGUUAUUUAUGUGUAGAAUAUAACUUAUGUUUUCUUUGUCUGUAUAAUACAACAAUAUACAGUACAGUAAACAGCCUGGCCAAAACCAACAAAGAGAACACUGCAUAGUCUAAGUUUAAAUAAACCACCUUUAGCUUUGAUUACGCAACGUGCCGGACAGUUUAUGCGUGAAAAUAAUUUGUCUCUUUCACAAUCCUGGAGUAUGACCGUGCCAUUGGUGAAGAAAAAACUUCAUAGACGUGAUAACCUGAUCAUUCUGUACAUUCAGGUUGUCAGCAGAGUUAAUAUUAUUGCCACAUUGCGUUGCUGAGUUUAGACCUGAGAAAUUGAAGUAACCCCAGAUCAUAACACUGCCUCCAGAUGCUCGUACAGCAGACACUAUGUACAUCAUUUAGGCAUUUGGCAGAUACCCUUAUCCCGAGCGACUUACAUAAACAGAACUAUCAGUUUUUGAGUUUGUUGUACUCAUUCAUAUUAAUCAUUCUUUAGUUGCACUGAUGAGAAGCCUAACUCAUAAUAUUUAAUAGUAAUUAUAAUUUUUUUAGUUGUUGCAAAUAAAAAAAAAAAUGGUUGUUGGUCUUUUGCCUGGUCCCCAUCCGGUCCGCACACAAGCUUGGCACAGGUUUUAUACCAGAUGCCCUUCAUGAAGCAGCCCUCCCAUUUUAUCUGGGCUUGGGACAGGCACUUCAUUCAAUGGCUGAGAAUCGAACCCGGGCCUUUCAUGUGGUAGGCGAAACACCUACCACUGAGCUGCCAUUGCCCUGUUACAAAUCAAAUAAGUAAUUCUCUUUAUUUUUCUUAAGUUAAAUUUGAAAGUACAAACUCUAUGAAUAUUAAUACUUAAACUAAUAGAAAUUCAGGAUUUAUAUUUAAACCCCGAAAACUGGAGUUGUAAACCUGACAAUUUCAAAAACUAAACAAUUUAUGCUACUAAAGUAGUCGGUUCAAAUUAAAGAUUGAUAUUUGCCAAUUACUAGAAAUCUUUCUUUCUACCCUUCUAAACAGUAGGUAGAAAAAAGUGUGUUCCUUCCUAUCCUGAUGCACACAUGCAUGGGCUCAAUCUGGACUCGUCAGACCAAAUGACCUUUCUCCAUUGCUCUAACGUUUGAUCUUUAUCCUUUAAAGCAAACUGAAUCUUUUUUUUUUUUUUUUUACCUAGUCUCAGUAACAAAUGGUUUUCCUAUGAACACACAGCUGUUUAGUCCCAAUCCUGUGAGUUCUCAUUUCUCUCUGCUCUCGAUAUCUUUAACAAUGCAACUUCACCGAGAGUUUACACGACCUCUGAUCAGAAUCAUUAAUUUCUCUCCUAAACUAGAUAGUUAUUUUAGUAUGGCAGCCCUCAUGAUGACUGUUACAUGUGAUGUGAUAUUGUGGUGAGCUUCUCCGUAAUAAAUAAUGCACUGUAUCACGAUACUCAUUCAUGCAGGUAGCAACUGUAGAGUUUUAACUACAGCCUUUAUUAUGAAUUUCUUUUUGUCCUUUUUUUUUUUAUUAUUAUUGGCCAUACACUUUUAUCCCGAGCUUCUGAGUGAGGCAAAAAAAACAAUCAAAGCACAGAGCUGAGCAGCUGAAGGUGAAGUAGCUCUCUGGUAAUCCUGGGACCGACCAUAAGCACUGAGCCAGCUACUAGUGCACGGGUAAGAUUUAUUAUUCUAAAAGUAUUAAAAGAUUUAAAAAGGGUAGAUAUGAAAGAUUUAGUGGAUUGAGAGAAUAGUGCAUGCAGAGCAUUGAUGAGUGAUGAUCGCUGUGUGAAACUCUUUAAGUGCCUGACAAACACAGCAGAGAUUCUCUUUAUUCGUACCAUCUCGCUUGGUCUCUCUCUUUUGUUUUCAGCAAUCGUAAAGAAUGCUGCCAGUCAAGGAUAGUUCAAUACCCUUUUUUCUUUUUUUCUUUUUUUUUUUUACAGUGGGCUCCCUAUUACAUUUGACAGGGCUUGGUAAUAAAAUGAGUAAAGAAUAAACACUCAGGGGUGUGCAGUUAAACAAAAUAAUGUGAUGUGUGAGGCAGAAUUACACUUACCGCAUCAAAAUUAAUACUUUUCCAAUAACAUCCAAAUGUGUAUUAUUUUCUUUAUAACACAGCAAUUUGCCAGUAAGUCAAUUUAUUUAUUUUUCUUAUUAAAGAUGCUUUAUACAGUAUCCGGUUAUAGAUUUAUUGUGAUGGAGCAUCUGCAAAACAGGUUAGUUCUUGUUAUACUGCUUACACGGUUUGCUUGUGCGCUUUCUAUGAAAAAAAGACAAAAACACAACAAUAAACUGUAAAAGGCAAAGUGCUGAAAACUUUUUACACUCUUUUUAGAAAGCAAUUACAGUUUGUUUUUUUUGUAACACUUGAAAUGAGCACGUUUAUAUAAAUGGAUUUGCAGCUAGAAAUGGAAAUUCUACUGAAAAUUAAUCCUUCUGAACAAUCUGAUCUGAAAGCUCAUCAGCAUACCAACAAACACCUAAACCUAUGUGUUUUAUGAUUAAUUGUUCACUUACAGAGCCUGAUGCAACCCAAUGUGAUGCCUUGAUAGAAGGAGACAGACAUGUUCUCUUUUUUUCCCCUAAUGUACAUGCUUUUAUUUAGUAAUUUUACUUUAAAGUUUAACAAGAAAUGCUGAAGUUAAAAAAACACAUUGCAAAACAAAAACAUUUUGCAUUGAACAUAAUCAGAUAACGGACAAAAUUCAUCUAAAUCAUUCCAGAGUGAUUGUUUUAACUACCUUACUGGUUAGCAUGAUUUCAAGAAAGUAAAGCACAAAUUUCCAUCCACAUCCAGACUUUAAAACCUGUUUUCAGACGCUUGUCCCAGAAACAUGUUAUGUAAACAGCUGUGUUUUGGAAAAUAGAACCAUGGCAGGAUAAUCAAUGUAAAAAAAAAGAAAGAAAAAGAUUUGGUUUUGGAUGUUUCUUCAAGCAAAUUAUGCUGAAAAGAGGGACGCUAGAGGUAAUAUCAGACAACCACAUUGGUAAUCUUUAGCAUCUGGCUCAAAGCCACCAUACACUCAGACUUGGCCUCAGGCUGCCUCUAGAAGGUCUUUAAAUCGUAAGACUAUUUAAGAGGCCUAUGGGCUGUUGUCAAAACAACUGACAUACAUUACUGUGCAAAAGUCCUGAGACACCCUCAGUUUUUCAUAUUUUGUGUUUAAAAAGCCAGACUUGUAUUUUCUUGUAUUUUAAUGUCAUCUUCAGGAAAAGUUCUCCAGGCUUUCUAAAUGACUUUUUUGUCUCUCAUUUUUAGUCCAUUUUUAGGAGGGAAGGAUCAAGACUGAUGAAGAUGUUUUUUGUUUUUUUCACAGAGUUAAUAUAAUUGUAGAUAAAAGUUUAAUUAUGACUGAAAAAAGUGUGCAUGUGUCAGAGGUAAAGCCUCUGAGUUUAAUAUAUCUACCUGUUUCUAUCAAUGUGUCACGUCAUUAAAUACACAGGGUCAAGUUUGUGUUGGUUUGCUGAUGAACUCUCAAAUCUGAUUGGUCAGAAGGAUUCAUUUCCAGUCACAGAGGGUCUGACAGGAGUCUUGCUGCAGAUCCAUUUGUGUGAACGUGUUCAUUCAGUUACACUGGAGUAGGAAUGUCUUUGUUAUAUAAUAUUAACAAUAUCUGUUUAUAAUGCACCAAGAUAAAAAACCCUAUAAUUUCUAAUUCCUGGUUGAUACUAAUUAAUAUGUUCCAAGAUAAAUAACUAAUUAAUAUGACUUUAAGCGGGUGAGCCUAUAGAUGAAAGUUCUUUGUCCAUGCAAGUUGUUUAAAUGUUAGUGAUCAAGAAUUUAAUGAUCACAAACUUUUUUUUCUUGAUUUACAUGUUCCUUUUUUAUUAUUUUCAGUUCCAUGUUGCCUUUUUAUUACACAAAAGCAUAAGAUAUAGUGUCUAUUGACAGGCAGUGGAAAGGAAAUUAACUUUUUUUGACAUCUGUUUAUACAAACCAACGUUUCAUUUACGAUGUUUACAAUUUUAUCUUUUUUAACAGUCUGGAAUUUCACUUGUAGUGUCGAAUUCAUCUAUGUGUGUAAACAUUCAAGUACAGAUUCCUCUGUAUUAAGUGCCUGUUUAUAGUAUAAAUCAUGUACGCUCAACUUUAUUCUAAAUAUUCUUGUAGAUAGUUAUAGAUCAGAACAGUGCUUCAGCUCAGACUUUUUAAAGGUAUGGUCGCCACUUUUGUUUCAGCAGUGUCAUUAAGGGUGUAACUUUCUUCUUGAUCAUCCUACCAGCCUGAUUAUUUAUUGUGUUUCAUUUCUGGUGUCUUUAUCGUAUAAUGGCUCUGUGCUUGUAUUGUACAAUACUUACACAAACAUAAUCAAAGGUUUUUGAAAACGUAUCGUGAUGAGCUUGUGGUUGUACAUGCCAUCAGAUGUUCUUCAUGUUUAUAUAUAAAAAAAAUUUAAUCGAAUGGUGCUAAAUGUGUUUAUACAUUAUAU
Molecule: messenger RNA, 10781 nt
Organism: Clarias gariepinus (North African catfish)
Lineage: Eukaryota; Metazoa; Chordata; Actinopteri; Siluriformes; Clariidae
Product: collagen alpha-1(XIV) chain-like
Exons: 48
Coding region: 271-5886 (1871 amino acids)
Cellular component (GO): interstitial matrix
Molecular function (GO): protein binding
Source: RefSeq, a predicted model, not a curated record